Fundulus heteroclitus (mummichog) is the source of this 881-nucleotide messenger RNA. RefSeq names its product sperm associated antigen 8 (gene spag8). Lineage: Eukaryota; Metazoa; Chordata; Actinopteri; Cyprinodontiformes; Fundulidae. Gene Ontology annotation, biological process: positive regulation of transcription by RNA polymerase II. The transcript is spliced from 6 exons. Gene Ontology annotation, cellular component: nucleus; cytoplasm. The record is from RefSeq and is a predicted model, not a curated record. Gene Ontology annotation, molecular function: microtubule binding. The coding region runs from base 72 to 626 and encodes 184 amino acids.
UACUUCUAAACAGAGAAACUCGAUACUUGCGGUGGUUUUGCUACAGAGUUGACAGCUGUGUUUUUGCCUCCAUGGCCGAGCAGGCGGCUUCUGUGGAAACCAAACCUGGAAAAUGUCUCCAACAUAAUGAGGAGAGAGCAGUUGGCGCUCUCGGUGUUGAGGACUCGAAGAGCACCAUGCGGACGCAGGGAGACAAGGGGAUUUUCACGAUAGACCAGCGGUGUAAAAUGGAGACUUUAACUACGUCGAAAGCUACUUAUUUUCCUCUGAAGGGUCCAGGAGUGAGGCUGAAGGGCAUCAGACGGGAGCUGCUGGAGAAACAGAUUACCCAGAAGAUAAGGGAGAAGAUUCACACCGAACUGAGCCCAGCAGCACCUGAGCCGGACUACAGCUCCACAACCCAGAGGGAUUUCUCUGUCCCUGGAUUUGUUCCCAGCAGACCAAAGUCUACACAAGUUCAUGAUUACAGAAGUGAGCAGGCCAUAACGUUCUGGAGCGAAAACUGCCAGCAGAUACAGGGUGUAACGCCAAUCCGGAACCUGAACGCACCGUUCAGGAAGUCGGCGCUGUUCAGCACUCCUAUCACUCAACGCCUGGACGAAGAGGAACUGCCGCCUGACGACUGAGUCACUCCCAUCAGUUCAGUACCAGCAGCUGUAAAACAGGUGCUCCGCUCACGUUAUUAAAGCCCGUCUGGUUCUGGUCUCUCUUAACAUCUGCAGUCUCCUUUCAACCUGAACAUAAACCAGAAAAUACGUACUGUAACUGCAGGGAGAACAGCACAUUGUUGACCUGCGAUUUCUUAGACACUUUACCUGUGUAAUCACAGUAAAUAGUAUGUUUUUCAACUUCCAGCAUCUUUACAGAUGUUAUAGAAACCG